Messenger RNA from Exophiala aquamarina CBS 119918, 366 nucleotides. Its product is annotated as glycine cleavage system H protein. Bases 1 to 366 code for a protein of 121 amino acids. Gene Ontology annotation, biological process: glycine decarboxylation via glycine cleavage system; protein lipoylation. The record is from RefSeq and is a predicted model, not a curated record. The transcript has a single exon. Gene Ontology annotation, cellular component: cytoplasm; glycine cleavage complex; mitochondrion. NCBI's taxonomy places the organism in Eukaryota, Fungi, Ascomycota, Eurotiomycetes, Chaetothyriales, Herpotrichiellaceae.
AUGCCACAUGCCCCCGCGCGGGAUCGCUGUAGACUGACCAGAGCAACUCCAGGUACUCUCGGCAUUACAGAAUAUGCGGCAAAGGCGCUAGGCGACGUGGUCUACGUCGAGCUUCCGGAGAUCGAGCUCGAAGUCAACAAAGGAGACACCAUUGGCGCGGUCGAGUCAGUCAAGUCGGCCUCGGAUAUCCUGACGCCUGUAUCAGGCAAGAUAAUAGAACAUAACAAGGUGUUGGAGGAGAAGCCGGCCAUGAUCAACAAAGGCCCCGAGACCGAUGGAUGGCUCGCUAAGAUCGAAAUCAGUGAUGCAAAGGAGCUUGAUGGCUUGAUGUCCAAGGAGGACUAUGAUAGCUUUGAGAAGGAAUAA